Molecule: messenger RNA, 1333 nt
Organism: Oryza sativa Japonica Group (Japanese rice)
Lineage: Eukaryota; Viridiplantae; Streptophyta; Magnoliopsida; Poales; Poaceae
Source: RefSeq, a predicted model, not a curated record
GCUUUCCGUUGCGAGUUUGCGACCCAUCUCCAUCUCCAUCCAUCCCCUUCCCCCUUCCGCUGCCAACAUCUCAUCGGCGAUUCGAUUCGGGUCAAUUAGGGUUUACUCGAGACUCGAGAGAGGAGAGCUCGCCCGCUAGGGUUUCGCGGGAGAUGGCGCAGGCGGUGGAGGAGUGGUACCGGCAGAUGCCCAUCAUCACGCGCUCCUACCUCACCGCCGCCGUCGUCACCACCGUCGGCUGCACCCUCGAGAUCAUUUCGCCCUACCACCUGUAUCUGAACCCCAAGCUGGUGGUGCAGCACUACGAGAUCUGGCGCCUCGUCACCAACUUCCUCUACUUCCGUAAGAUGGAUUUGGACUUUCUGUUCCACAUGUUUUUUCUUGCACGAUACUGCAAGCUUCUUGAGGAGAACUCAUUCAGAGGAAGAACUGCUGACUUUUUCUACAUGCUCUUGUUUGGCGCUACUGUCCUGACUGGCAUUGUUCUGAUUGGUGGGAUGAUACCUUAUAUUUCUGAGACAUUUGCCAGAAUCCUGUUCUUGAGCAAUUCAUUGACAUUUAUGAUGGUUUAUGUAUGGAGCAAGCACAAUCCCUUCAUUCAUAUGAGCUUCUUGGGUUUGUUCACCUUUACUGCUGCUUAUUUACCUUGGGUCCUUCUGGGGUUCUCUAUUCUUGUGGGAAGCAGUACAUGGGUUGAUUUGCUGGGUAUGAUUGCUGGGCAUGUGUACUACUUCCUGGAAGAUGUAUACCCGCGGAUGACUGGGAGGCGUCCCCUGAAGACUCCUUCGUUCAUCAAGGCGCUAUUUGCUGAUGACAAUGUUGUUGUGGCAAGGCCACCCAAUGCUGGGCUUGGCGCUGGAGCAAGGUUUGGUGCUAUGGGUGCAGACCCCCAGGCCCAAUGAUCAAUUGCCAUUCGAAGGCAGUUACUGAUUCGAGAGUUCUUUUUUUUUUUUCAUCUGUUCAAAUUGCGAAAUUGUACAAGCAAUGUUCCCGUGUAUUUAUACAGGCUAUAGAUCAGAGAAUUAUUGUGCAUAAGAAAGCAUUUAGUAGUAUCUGGGGCAGCUAAAUUUCUUAACUGGACACGAAGGGUGAAGGAAAUGGUUUACGAGUUUCAACCGGCUGGACAAUGCCGCCAUCCUUGGUUGCAGAAACUGAUCCUUUUUGCGACGAUUGACAUCUGACCGGGAUACUUUUCAAUGUGGUAGUCUAUUGGUAACGAUAACUGUAUCAAUCGUUGUGAUGUUUGUCCUUGCGAUUUAUGGUAUCAGAAAUGUUAGAAUGUUUUAUAUACUGUUUGGGUUUGAAGAAUAUUGGUCGAAGAUGACCCUCGAAA